AUGGCUGGGAUUGAUGAAAAUGUUGUACCUAAUGGUGAUUGGGGUCUUCCGAAUCCGAGUCCGAGAACCCUAUUUUCUCGAAUGCUAGAUGAAGAGAGUAAUAGUGUAACAAGACAAAUCUCUGAACAAUCUGAAAGUGACAGAAUUGAGGUGCAAGAUGGUGAUUCGGGUACCCAAUUGAGCGACGGAAGUUAUCGAAACGAUCAUAAGCUGAACUCGCGAGAUGGUCUUGUUGAAAGAAUUGCUGCUAGAACCGGAUUUAAUGCGCCGAGGUUGAAUACAGAAGGCAUUAGAUCUACAGAGCUUUCGCUCAAUUCUGAGAUUCAGUCUCCGUAUUUGACUAUACCGCCUGGUCUUAGUCCUACUACACUUUUAGAUUCUCCUGUUUUCCUUGCGAAUUCGUUGGCACAACCAUCUCCAACAACAGGGAAGUUUCCAUUUGUCUCAAACGGAAAUAUCCGCGGCACAGAGUUAUCUUCUGAUGAUCAACAAAAAUCUAAACUUAAUGGCUUUAAUGAUAUGUAUGCAUCAUCCUUUGCCUUCAAGCCUACACCCGAUACAGGACCCUCUUUUUAUCAUGGUGCUGGUAGAAAUAUAAAUCAAACUACGCUUCCUCAGCAAACCCUUCAUGGUUUUGAAGCUUCGGUUCAAUCUCAAAGAGUUGAUGCGACUGAGAACAAAAGUAGCCUCCAUCUUAAGGCAGAAUUCUCCGACUCGCCACCUCAAAAAGACAAUUCUGCACCAAUGGAAGAUCAAGCAGAAGAAGAGGGAGAACAAAGAGUCAACAGAGACACAAUUGUUGCUGGUGUUGGUGGCACUCCGUCAGAAGAUGGAUAUAAUUGGAGAAAAUACGGUCAAAAGCAAGUUAAGGGUAGCGAGUUCCCACGAAGUUAUUACAAAUGCACCCAUUCGAAUUGUCCGGUGAAAAAGAAAGUAGAACGUUCUCACGAGGGCCACAUAACAGAGAUCAUCUACAAGGGAAACUCAAAAGCGAAUAAACCAGCCGUGCAGGGCCAUGCCUCCCGCAAGCCAUUGCGUAAGCAUUCGUUACGCGACAUAAUUUUCCGAGGGAAAAGGGAAGGAUGUCAUAUAACAUAA
Lathyrus sativus (Indian pea) is the source of this 1098-nucleotide messenger RNA. Lineage: Eukaryota; Viridiplantae; Streptophyta; Magnoliopsida; Fabales; Fabaceae. The record is from the annotation of a GenBank genome assembly.